Molecule: messenger RNA, 5351 nt
Organism: Mercenaria mercenaria
Lineage: Eukaryota; Metazoa; Mollusca; Bivalvia; Venerida; Veneridae
Product: recQ-like DNA helicase BLM
Exons: 25
Coding region: 76-4314 (1412 amino acids)
Biological process (GO): double-strand break repair via homologous recombination; DNA replication
Cellular component (GO): chromosome; cytoplasm; nucleus
Molecular function (GO): ATP binding; 3'-5' DNA helicase activity; four-way junction helicase activity
Source: RefSeq, a predicted model, not a curated record
CUGAAAAGGCGCCGAAAACAAAGUCGGCAGUUACCAAACUCUGCAGAGAAAAGUACAGUGCUAACAAGCAGAACAAUGAGUAACAAUAUUACUACAAAAGGGAGAUUCAAGUUCAAGAAGCCAGGAAGCAGUCUCAGUUUGAAUAAGCCAAAACCACCUAGUAAUGUGCUCACCACAUGUAAUACUGUAGGGCUGGAUAAACUUUCAAACACUGUACAAGUAAACACUAAUAAAUCUAACUUUGGAAAAGAUGAGGAUGUGAUGUUUUUAUCCCAGACGAAGCCUGCCUUUCAGGCAGACAGAUUUUCAAGUAAUAAAGUGGAGAAUUGCAAACCAAAGAAGGCAACUUCAGUUCAGCAGUGUAUUACAGCAUUUACAACACAAGCAAAACCUAAACCUGUAGCUGCAGUAGCCCCACACAGGUCCCCAGAGAAAAAUGAAGUUCACCCAAUACAAAGGUCGGAGGCCAAAGUUCAGCCUGUACAAAGGUCAGAGAUCAAAGGAAUCAAGAGGAAAUCGGACGAGAUGGAGAAUAACUGGCACAUGAAGAAUGUCUCGGAAAUGUUUUCAUCAUUUAAUGAUGAUUGUGAUGAUGACUUUGAUGAUUUUGAUGUUAAAUCUGGUUCACCAGCAUUUAAAAAAAGUUUGUCUGGUAAAAAGAAGGUAGAAGAUGUUGUUGCUGAAAGUGAUGACAAUGAUGAAAUGAUUGCACCUAAAAUGAAGAAGAGACGGACACUGGAGUUCUCUGAUGAGGAAGAUCAGUGCGCGGAAAAGGAGACCCAUGCUCAGAUUGCUUCAGUGGAAAGUAAAGAAAACUGUCCAAAUAUUGAAUCCAUCAAGCAUCUACCAGACACAGAUUUAGAGGAGUUACAGAUAAAGCUUCUGAAAGUCACUGAUGAGAUAAGUGAGCUGGUUGGUCAUCUAACUGUUACUGAUAUGAUGUCAUGUUUUAAAAAUAACUUUCAUCAUGUGCAAGACCUUCUUUUAAAGAGGACUAAACUGAAGCAACAGGUGGGAUCAGAAAAUCUUUUUCAAAAAGUACCUCAUCAGUCUGGUCAGCAGUUUCCUAGGGCACACAGUGAUUCAUUUAAGAUAUCUGAUGACCCAGGACAAUGUAGAUUUAAAACUAUGACACCUGAAAAUGUUAACAAAGCGAGACAGGAACCUAUUACCAGCACUGUACAAAGACCAUUAGUGUCCUCUCGUUUGUCAAACAGUGGAAACAAAUUGGGGUCACCAAUUCCAUGUGGCGAUAGUUUCUUUGAAGAUGAUGCCAUUUUGACUCAAACACAUGUUAAUUUCAUGUCAAGAUUUAGUCGGCAUUCGGUGAGCGGACCUCUAGACAUUUCAAACACCUCUAGUACUACCUCAACCCCGGUGUCUUUUCCAAGACCCAAAUCAACACCAGCUGUGCUGCAGAAAAAUAGUGUACAAAUUUUUUCCGAAAAUGUUUCAAAAACAGGUUGUAAUAAUUCAAACAGUGUUCUGAAUAUUUCAUCAGAUACAUCAAUUAUUACCCCUAAUCGGCCAAAAUCAACAUAUUUAUCUAAUGCCUCCAAACAACCAGGAUCUGUUGUAAAACUGGGAGAUUAUGAACCUGAUAUGUUUGAUAGCAUUGAUGAGGAUAUGAAUCUCAAUAUGGCAGAAGAAUUUAACUUUGGUUACAAACUUGCUAACCAGUCUGUAUCAUCUAGAAAAACAGUUAACCAGUCUAAAAUUGGUACAGUAAAGGAAGAUAAUACUGUGUUUUCAGAGAAUCUUGAGGAUUACUCAAAAGAUGAAUUGAUUGAUGAUUUUGAUGAAGAUGAUGAUGAAGAUUUUAACCGAAUUCUUUCACAGGAUGAUCUACCUCAAAUAUCCAUACCGAAGAAUUCCAGACAAUCUACAGGUUCAGCAAGAAACUCAACCAGUCUUAUUACAGAGCCUCCUCAGGAACAUAGUGAAUACUCCGGUUAUGCCUUUGAGCACUGCCGAGAAAUGGUGAAAGUGUUUAACCAGGUGUUUGGUCUUCAGAAGUUCCGACGUCACCAACUAGAAGCCUGCAAUGCUGCUUUACUGCAGAAUGAUACUUUUGUCCUAAUGCCUACAGGUGGUGGCAAGAGUCUUUGUUACCAGUUACCUGCCCUUGUUUCUGGUGGUGUCACUAUAGUUAUCUCCCCUCUUAGAGCUCUGAUUCAGGAUCAGGUGCAGAAACUGAAUUCUUUACAGGUACCAGCGGGUCAUUUGUCGAGUGAUGUAUCGCAGAGUGAAGCUGACAUGCUGUACAGAAAAUUAUACAAGAGAGUGCCAGAAAUCAGACUGCUGUAUGUCACACCUGAAAAAAUUUCUGCGAGUGAAAAGUUACUGAGUGUCCUAGAGAACCUCUACAGUAGAAAAGUCCUUGACAGAUUUGUCAUAGAUGAGGCACAUUGUGUCAGCUCGUGGGGACAUGAUUUCCGACCGGAUUACAAGAAACUUGGUGUACUGAAGACGAAGUUCCCUGGAGUGCCCCUGAUGGCCCUAACUGCCACAGCCACAAUGAGGGUCAGGAAGGAUAUCUGUCAUCAACUACAUAUGAAGGACCCCAAAUGGUUUACAUCAAGCUUCAAUCGUCCAAAUCUCAAGUUUGAAGUUCGUUCGAAGAAACCAUCUACAGCAACUAAUGAUAUUAUAAAGAUGAUAAAAGAAGACUUUCCAGGGAAAUGUGGAAUUGUUUACUGUCUUUCAAGGAAAGAAUGUGAUGAUGUAGCCAAGGCAUUAAGUAAAGCAGGUAUAUUGUCUGUAUCAUACCAUGCUGGAUUGACAGACGGAGAGAGAACUAUGAUACAGGAAAAAUGGAUUAAAGGAAACAGAUGCAAGGUUAUAUGUGCAACAAUUGCCUUUGGUAUGGGUAUUGACAAACCUGAUGUGAGAUUUGUGAUCCACUACUCGCUGCCAAAGUCAGUGGAAGGUUACUAUCAGGAAGCUGGUCGCGCUGGACGUGACGGUCUCCUCGCAUACUGUAUACUGCUGUAUACAUACCAGGAUGUUAAACGGCUUCGGAGAAUCAUUGAAAUGGAUCAGAGUGCUACGUACGAAUCAAAGCGUGUUCAUAUAGACAACUUGUUCAGGAUGAUACAGUAUUGUGAGAACGUGGCGGACUGUCGUAGAGCUCAACUACUCACUUAUUUCGGAGAGAUGGGAUUUGACAGAGCCCAGUGUAGCCAAGUGAAACAAGCUAUAUGUGAUAACUGUGUCUCAAAGGAUUCCUUCAAACUACGAGAUGUUACAGAGGAUGUUAAAGCCAUUAUUCAAUGUGUGAGAGAUCUCACUUCCUCCAGGAGAAAUAGUGACUACACCCUUAUACACUUUGUGGAGAUGUUUAAAGGCUCAAAGAACUCUAAGAUCACAGAAGCUGGCCAUGACAGACAUCCAAUGCAUAGUCGAGGUUCUGCGUAUAGUAGACAGGACGCUGAUCGCCUGUUCCGUAAGCUUGUCAUAGAUGGUGUUCUCAUGGAAGAGUUAAAAAUCACGGCAAUGGAUCAUACAGCAUGCUACAUUAGACUGGGCAGAAAAUCUCAAGAUGUUUUAAAUGGAAAGUUGAAGAUUGAGUUACAAGUACAAGAAAACCGUAAGAAGAAGGAAAUAAAGAUUGGUACAGAACCUGUCAGCGAGAAAGCCAGACUUACAGAAAAUUGUUAUGAGGAACUCAAGUCAUUGGCAGAGGAAAUUGUGAGGGAGAAGUCAGGAACUGUAAAUUUUUUCAACAUUUUCUCACACAACUUGCUACGUGUUAUGUCAGAGAAGCUUCCUACGACAGAGGAAGGACUGUUAACUUGUGAGGGAAUGACGACGAACAAAUUACGCCAGUAUCAAGCAGAGCGAUUCCUCAACAUAACAAAUAAUUAUGCUGCUUUGAUUAAUUCCCUACAAGAAGCAGAACAAACUGUUGAGGACAGUGACCCUGAGGAAUGGAUGACCUCUACAACAUCAGACUAUUUCCCCAGUUCUAAUACGUCAAGUUACUCACGAGGUGGUCGAGGCAGGGGUAAAAGUAGAGGAGGUGGCAAUAAAAAGCAAUAUUUCCGCAAGAAGAAGGCUGCUACAGGGAAGACAGGGGCUAGAGGAGGGUAUGGGAAGAAAAAAUCUGCCAGUUCUACAAGCACUUCAAGCUCUGGUUCCGGCUGGUUCUCUAAAUCUUCCUCUGGUACCUCACUCAACCAGUUCCAAUACAAGACUUCAGGUUCAUCCUCAUCAGCAGCCCCAAGGAGGCCAGGUACCAGUGGUGGCCCUGGAAUGAUGCCAGUACCCCAGCCAAAAAGAUCAUUUCUGUCAAAUGUAGGACAGUACUUCUGAUGAAAAGCUUUGCAGUAGAAAUAUUCUGUGAACCUAAUUGCAAUCUAGAAAUAAUCUCUGAACCUUACUGCAAUGUAGAAAUCUUCACUCAUCUUAACACAAGAAAUGUUCUUUUUAGAAAUUUCAACAGCUACUUCUUUGGCCAGAGAAGUGAUAGAUAAUUGUUACCAAGAUGUAGUAAGGAGCUGUUGGGAACAAUAAUCUAUAUGUAAAAUGAACACAAAGGUAUGACUUGCUAUUCUCAAGGGAACACUGGAACAAAAAGUGUCAGAAACGCACAACAAGGGAAAAAGCUUCUACUUUGUGAGUGAUGUGAAGUGUUCAUUUAAUAGCAGGUUUCAAGUAAGCUGUGCUAUAGUGGAAUCAUAUGGCACACUAUGUGUUUAUGUGAGCACUUAGUGGUGAGAGCUCACCACUUGUGUACUUGAGGGAAAGUUUUUGAUGGACAGUAAACAAACUCUUGCAAUAAACCGCAUGGUUUAAAUAUGUACAGGAGGAACCAUUUUAUAUAAAAAAAAAAUCAUCUUAAAAUUGCCAUUAUUUCAAACAAUAUGGGUAUUUACCAUAGAACUGCUGCAUCAAAAUUUUGCUUGGUUUACACUACAAAUAUAAAACUGUUAGCGUUAAGCUUUGUUUUCACUGAAAACAGGGAUAUUCAUUUGUUUCAAACCUGUUUAUGAAUACAUUUUAUCAUUUUAUUUUGAAGAAGCGGAAGUCAAUUACUUUUUAUUCAAAACAUAAGUGCAGAGUUAAGCAAAAGUAUGAAUUAAUGCUGUAUUUAGUCAAAAUAUAUUUAGCAAAAUAUUUUAGGAUAAAAUGCAAACUUUCAUUUUUAUUCUCUUAAAAAAGUCUGAAUGUCUGAAAAACAUGAUAAGGGAGUGUCCGAUUAGAAUGAUAUUUUACGUUCUCAUUUAUUUUUUCUGUGGAUGAAUUUUACAAAAUUUUGUUUUAUGCUUUUACUUAUAUGUACAUUAAUUAUGUGACAAUAUUUUAUCUUGUCAGUGUAUUGUUAAUUGUUAUUAAAUGUUUUAAAUCGU